Molecule: messenger RNA, 1897 nt
Organism: Diabrotica balteata
Lineage: Eukaryota; Metazoa; Arthropoda; Insecta; Coleoptera; Chrysomelidae
Source: the annotation of a GenBank genome assembly
AAACAAUUUAACGUACACAUAUUAUUACAAGUUUUAAAUAAAUUCGAUUAUAUUCGGCUCGAUUUGAAUACACGAUGGAUGAAUUAGAAGAUGCUUCAAAAGUCUUACAAGAGCUCGAAAAUAUACAUUUAUCAGUAGGUCCAUUAUACCAAAAAGUUAAUUGUUUAAAAGCAUUAAUUAAUGCAGAAAUAAUGAACUAGAUAUUAUAUACAAUCUUGUGGAAUCCCACUCUCCUGGUUUAAGAAACAAAACUGUUCUUAGAUAUGAAAAACUAUUGGAAGACAAAAGUACAACUUUGCAAAAAACCUCUCAGCUGGAGCUGACCAAAGAGAGUUUAUCUAUUAAGUGUCCAACGUACCCAAAGGAAAAGAAGGUAGAAGAAAUGCUUAAGCAAAUACAAGACAUGCCUAAAGAAUGGACAGUUAUUCAAUUGACUCCCCAAUAUAAUCCUAUGGAAAUAUGGAAUGAAGAUAAUAAUGUUCACUAUACAAAUUCAAUUCAAAUCUCUUUCUUUAAUUGCAAUAGCAAAGAUAAACCAUUUUAUGUUGUAGCAGAUGCUCCUAGAGAUAAAGUGAAUGGUACAAAUAUUGAGUUAUGUGAAGAACUUUUUACAAUUUUACGGUUGAACAAGGAGGUGCUUUUAAGCCACAAUCAAAAAAGGUUUCCCAGUCAUGAGGCUAAGUAUCAGUAUUAUGGAAAAAUGCAAUCGUUGAAGAUCGGCUUAAGGGUUCCUGAUUUGAAACUCACAUCUAAGAUCGAGACAAUCCUAAGCUGCAGUGUCAAGAAUUAUCUCAGCUUGAAGAUAAACGAGGUGAAAGAUAUCGUUCAGUAUUGCUUUCCAGCAAUAAAAGAUAAAAAUUUAAUACGAACUAUUGUGAAUGUCAUUAGGACGAUAGGGGAGAAGUUCUUCCUUGAUAAAGGUAGUACGAUGAAACGACAUCCGGUCAUAUUAGUUGUACAUGAGAGUCUAGAUUAUUUCCCUUGGGAGCUUAUAGACGUUUUAGAAGAUCAACCAGUGUAUCGACUGCCUUCUCUUCACUUUCUUUACUGUCUCUUCAAAGAGCACGAGGAUGACAUAGUUGACGGGUAUAAGAUAGUAAGGAAAUACGAUAAAGGAUCCUACGUGGUGAAUCCCACCAAUGAUUUAUCCGCAAUGGAAACGAGAAUGAUGGCGUUUUUUAAUUACUGGUUGCCGACCUGGACCGGCGUCGCCGGUAAAAAGCCUAGCAAAGACGAAUUUUUGGAGUUUUUAACUUCGUCUGAAAUAUUGUCUUUUAAUGGUCACGGAAGUGGCAGUUAUUUAGUUUCCAUGGAAAAACUCCAGAAAACUUUUGUAAAAGCGGUCGUGUUGCUCUUUGGAUGCAGUAGUUCAAGAAUACAAAGAAAAGAUCCGCAAAUCGAGAUGUUUGGAGACUAUUAUACGUAUCUGAUAGCUCGGUGCCCCUGUGUAUUAGGAAUGCUUUGGGAAGUGACUGAUAAAUCAACGGACGAUCUAACCACUGAUUUUUUGAGCUAUUGGAUACCUUCAACUGCUCCUAAAUACUGGAAAUUCGUCAAUAAAGCAAAGUGGCAAAAAGACGGCGAAUUAGUGUUUAAGGAUAGGCCAAUUAUGGAAGAUGAAAUAACUUGGGAGCCUGAUCUACUACGUGCAUUAAUAUUAGCAAAAAAGAAUUUAACCUACAUGAUGACCAAAGCAGCUUGUGUAGCAAGAGGCAUACCAGUGAAAAUAAUAAAAGAAUAGUACACCACCCUACUAAAUAAGUGCUCAGCAACUGUGAUUCAAUUGUAGUACGAUAGGUGCAUUAUAUUUUUUUAUAUUUUUCUCAGCCGUAUAGAAUAGGGUAGCAAAAAUGUAUGUACAGUAACAUUUAUAUUUGUAAUUAAAUCACUUAUUCAU